Messenger RNA from Leguminivora glycinivorella, 1965 nucleotides. It is a transcript of the gene ScsbetaG, whose product is annotated as succinate--CoA ligase [GDP-forming] subunit beta, mitochondrial. The transcript has 4 exons. Gene Ontology annotation, molecular function: ATP binding; succinate-CoA ligase (GDP-forming) activity. The record is from RefSeq and is a predicted model, not a curated record. Bases 222 to 1493 code for a protein of 423 amino acids. Gene Ontology annotation, biological process: succinyl-CoA metabolic process; tricarboxylic acid cycle. Gene Ontology annotation, cellular component: mitochondrion; succinate-CoA ligase complex. Lineage: Eukaryota; Metazoa; Arthropoda; Insecta; Lepidoptera; Tortricidae.
ACUGUGCGUGAGAUCUGCGAUGUAAUUCGGUUCGGGCCCCGGCUCAUCAGAGUAGAUAAGUUUCGCUCUGUUUUCUCUUAUCUAUCUUUUGCGCCGCACAGAGACCCUAUCUGUUGUGAUAACAUCGAAGUGAGGUAACAAUUUGCUUUUUUGCAGUGAUCUCAUAAUCAAUAUAUAAUUUAACAUCAAGGUUAGAAACAGGUGUACAAAGUUCGGUCGCUAUGGCUGCGUUGAAAAAUACCAAGAAUAUUAAACUUUUCACCUUUUUGGCUUCGAAAUGUAAUCCCCAAAUGAACGCAAGAAGAUUUUUGAAUCUGCAAGAGUACCAUAGCAAAGAUUUAUUAAGAAAGCAUCAGGUAUCCGUUCAGGACUUCCGUAUUAUUGACACCAAACUAGAUCCGAAACCGCUCGGCGACUUCAAAGCUGAUGAGUACGUGGUGAAGGCUCAGAUCCUAGCCGGUGGGCGAGGCAAAGGUCAUUUCGAUAAUGGAUUUAAAGGGGGAGUUCAUCUGACCAAAAAUCCUAAAGAAAUUAUGGGAUUAGCAAAAAAUAUGUUGGGUCAUAAAUUAAUUACGAAACAAACGCCAAAGGAAGGAAUAAAAGUCGAGAAAGUAAUGGUGGCUGAGAGUGUAAACAUCAAACGUGAGACAUACUUGAGCAUAAUAAUGGACAGGAGUUUCAAUGGUGCAGCUUUGGUGGCAUCUCCGGCAGGCGGCAUGGAUAUAGAGGCUGUGGCCGAGAAAACGCCCCAUUUAGUGAAGACUGUGCCUAUAGACAUAUAUGAGGGCAUUACUGAUACUGUGGCAAAUGAGAUUGCAGCUUUCUUAGAGUUCAAAGGUGAUCUAAAGAAGAAAUGUGCUGAGGAGAUAAAAAAAAUGUGGCAAUUAUUUACAAAGGUGGAUGCAACCCAGCUAGAAAUAAAUCCUCUAGUGGAGACAGAUGAUGGGCGAGUGGUCGCCGUGGAUGCCAAGAUCAACUUCGAUGACAAUGCCCAGUUCAGGCAGCAAGAGAUAUUUGCCUUGGAUGAUGAUUCUGAAUCUGAUCCUAGAGAGAAAGAAGCAGCUGCUCUCAACCUGACCUACAUAGACAUGGAUGGAAGCAUUGGGUGCAUGGUGAAUGGCGCUGGUUUAGCUAUGGCCACUAUGGACCUGAUUGCACUGAGUGGUGGCCAACCUGCUAACUUCUUGGACCUUGGAGGGGGCGUGGGCCAAGCACAGGUCUCGGCUGCCCUGAGGAUUUUGGAAUCAGAUCCGAAAGUGAAAGUUGUGUUUGUCAAUGUUCUUGCUGGCAUUGUGAACUGUGCUACAGUUGCCAAUGGAAUCGUAGCCGCUUGCAAAGCAAACCCUUCAAAGCAUCCCAUAGUCAUCAGGCUGCAAGGCACAAACUCAGCUGCCGCUCAGAAAAUCCUGCAGGAGUCCGGCUUGCCCCUGCACAUGAUCAACGACGCUGAUGAAGCCGCCAAAACCGCCGUGAGAUUAGCUAAGGAUAAGUAAAAAUGUUAACAAGCCAGAGCCACCUAUUGACACGUUUAUGCACAAUGUAAAGCAGGGUUUCUUAAAACUUACCAUAAUCAACCACUUUCAGUCCCGCAGACGCUUAUUAAACUUUAGCUGUUAAGUAUAAGAUUUUCUAAUAAGUUUUAGUUUUACAGUACUGAUCUGCGGAUCCGUGAUCCCAGGUGAAACAUACGUAAGCCUUUAGGGUCCAUGGACCCCAGUUUAAGGAACCCUGAUGUAUCAAGCAUUUGUCCUCCAAUGUAGUGAGACAUCUUUAUUUUGAUGUGUAUGAGUUUUCUUGUACAGGUUUAUAAUACAGGAACUGUUAUGUUAAUCAUAGUUUAUGUUAUGAGAUGUAUUACACCAUUUAACCAUUAAAUCAUUUUGAAGACUGAUUUGCUAACACAACACUAAAAUUGUACAUAUGUUUUUGUUUUUAUUGAAAAUCAAUGAAAUUGUCUUCCAUCUA